AUAAUUGAGCCGAAAAUUCAACAACAACACCUGUGGCUGUCAAUCUUUGAAAGAAACCAGAGAUAUCCCAAACGUAACUUUCUCGUUUUUCCAUCAAUGUCAAUGGUCUCCCUCCUCCCUAUCCUCCUCCUCUACCUGAUUUACACCACCGGAGAAGUCGUCUCCGACCACCGCAAGAUCCGCAUAGACGACGAUGUAUACUGCGAAAGCUGGAGGUUCUCCGUCGAGACAAAUGACGCCGGUUACUGGUCGACCAUUCCGGCGAGGUGCGUGCAAUUCGUGCAGGACUACAUGACCGGAGACGGGUACCGGUACGACUCGGAGAUCGUGGCGGAGAACUCGGUGAGGUUUGCGAAGACCGUUGAGAUUUCCGAUAGCGGAAGCGACGGGUGGGUUUUCGAUAUCGAUGAGACUUUGCUCUCCAACUUGCCCUACUACCAGCUCUACGGCUUCGGUUUUCUGUGUAGAUCAGAGCCUUUUGACGAGGAAUCUUUCGAUUCUUGGGUGGAUUUGGCUGAGGCCCCCGCAUUACCUGCAAGUUUGAGUUUAUACAAAGAGCUCAAACAGCUGGGUUUUAAGAUAUUUCUGUUAACUGGGAGGAGUGAAUAUCAAAGGAAUGUCACAGAGAAAAAUCUUCUAUAUGCAGGGUUCACCAAUUGGGAGAGGCUAAUCUUGAGGGGGCCUUCGGAUCAGGGGAAACCUGCAAUCAUCUAUAAAUCUGAAAAGAGAUCAGACUUGCAGCAUGAAGGUUAUAGGAUUCAUGGAAGUUCUGGUGACCAGUGGAGUGACUUGUUGGGCUUUGCAGUGGCUGGACGAUCCUUUAAACUCCCAAAUCCAAUGUAUUAUAUCUCUUAAUAGAGAUUGUAUUUAACAAUGAUGAAAAUGAUGUUGUUGUUGUACUUAAAAUUCUAUGGCGCAGAUUGCUUGCCAUCAUCAUUUGAGGACUUCUUACCUGGAUAA
Quercus robur (English oak) is the source of this 960-nucleotide messenger RNA. RefSeq names its product acid phosphatase 1-like. The transcript is spliced from 3 exons. Gene Ontology annotation, molecular function: acid phosphatase activity. The record is from RefSeq and is a predicted model, not a curated record. The coding region runs from base 97 to 855 and encodes 252 amino acids. NCBI's taxonomy places the organism in Eukaryota, Viridiplantae, Streptophyta, Magnoliopsida, Fagales, Fagaceae.